Messenger RNA from Salvelinus fontinalis (brook trout), 3419 nucleotides. Its product is annotated as CDK2-associated and cullin domain-containing protein 1-like. Gene Ontology annotation, biological process: ubiquitin-dependent protein catabolic process. The coding region runs from base 527 to 1633 and encodes 368 amino acids. The transcript is spliced from 10 exons. Lineage: Eukaryota; Metazoa; Chordata; Actinopteri; Salmoniformes; Salmonidae. Gene Ontology annotation, molecular function: ubiquitin protein ligase binding. The record is from RefSeq and is a predicted model, not a curated record.
UCGUUGCUUCAAGCCACACCAGAGAUACUUUUGAGCGCGGCACUUGAGAAGAGAUUGUGUGACGAUUCGUUUAGUAACCGCGUGACGCACCAUGACAACGUGAACGCAAUUGGUCGACAGUCUGCUUGGUAAGGCGUUACACGUUCCGCCAUUCAAUUCCAAUUUGGAUUGCUAUCUCCUCCUUUCUAUAUCUCUGGCUACACCUCGCCAUACACUAAACGGCAGAAAACGUACCGCGAAGUCUGUUCAAGAACGUUUUGGGGAAACGACCAAAUCGUUCCGCAGUGUAGUUAACGUUCAAGUGAACUGAACGCACCUUGUAGUCAUUGCAUUAUUUUAACUACAUUGCCCUUCUGCCCCAGUUCAGGCUCUGCCUAAAAGAAAAUACUGCAAAGUGUCGUAAAACAGUUCUCCAUGCAGCAGCUAGCGUACACGGUCCAAAGGGAUGGUGCUCUAAAAACACUCAUUUUCAAAUCGAACUUCAAAUUCAUGAAGAUUUUCCUCAAACAACUUGCAAGGCUAAAGCAUGGAGGACAUGGAAGACGACUGUUUUGUUCUAAAUGACGACUACAACCAUAACUACUGUGCGAACAGUGCCAGUGGACAAGUCCUCUAUCUCGGGAACGAACUGUCAGAUGUACCCCAACCCCUAUCUAUCUCGCCGGUUCUAGCCACGCGAGAUGUAGCUGCGCAGGAGAACCACUCAAAGGUUUGUUCCAGUUCCAGCAGCGGUUUAAAGUUCAUGGAUUCAGACUCGAGCAGCGUGAACAGUGACACCAGCGAGACUGACAGCCCAUCGUCGGCUUCCAUCGCAGGGAAACUGACCCUGAACUCAGCCUCAAAGUUUCGAAGCAGACAAGCGUUAAUGACUGUUAUGACCUUUGCACCCUAUGGUUGGAAGGUCCUUGUUUGGAAUCAGUGGUGUAGUGGUGCCUGGAGAAUAAUGAAUGCAAUGACCGAAGAGGACUAUAGAACCACGUACUGGCCGAACCUGGAGAAAGCCAUUGACCACCUGCUAAUACAAAACCCCAUGGACCACAUGUCCAUUUCAUACGAGCAGAUCUACAGUUGUGUGUACAAGUGUGUUUGUCAACAGCACUCUGAGCUACUGUACAAAGACUUGAUGCUGAAGAUUACUACCCAUCUUCGACAAGUCUCUUCUGAUCUUCAAAUUAGUCCACCAGGGAAUUUCAUUGAGAAUUUCAACAUUGCUCUGACUCGGUACACAGAUGCGCUUCAAUGCAUUGUUCCCGUAUUCAUCUACAUGAAUAAGUUCUACAUUGAAACGAAGCUAAACCGAGACCUGCGAGAAGAUCUCAUGAAGCUUUUCACCGAUCAUGUUGCAGAAAAACAUGUGAACGCGUUAAUACCUCUUCUCCUCGAAGCCCAUUCCAUGCCUUUUCAAGUCAGACCUUCAACAAUGGCUAGUGUGGUCAAAGGCCUGUAUACUCUUUGGCCCGAUUGGGCACAUUUAGCCCCAGCUCUCUUCUCUGGAUUCAUUCCUCAAAUCAACCCGCCAACAGUGGAAUCCCAGCUGUCUGACUAUGCUGCUCGUGACCAGAAACUACAAAUGGAGCUAUCUCUGAAUGGUUUUCCCAGAGGUGACCAGUCUCGCAAGAGAGCCAGCGAGUAGUCUGCAUAGAGUAAGGGAUGCUCUGACCGUUAGCGACCUGGUUCAACCCAAAUUGACAAAACACUGUGAAUGAUGGAAGAUUCUCUGAUGCUGUGUGAAUUGGGUGAGCGUAAGCAUGGGCUCAUUUUUGACCCACGAGUUGUAGUGGACACGGUUUCUUUGCCUCUUCUGAAAAGCACAGUGAGUUCAUGAUGGUGCAUCAUUGUUCUUUCAGUUUUUGAUGGUAAAUUAAUCUUCAUUAUUGCUAAGAUACUAUGAGGUUUAAUGGGUUUGUUCUUAUUUUUCCAUUAAAGUGUGCCUUCUACUCUGCUUUGUUGGGAUAUUCAAGUUGCCUAACCGAUGCCAUUUUAGGCUCCCGAGUGGCGCAGCGGUCUAUGGCACUGCAUCUCAGUGCUAGAGGCGUCACUACAGACCUGGUUCGAUUCCAGGCUGUGUCACAACCGGCCGCGAUUGGGAGUCCCAUAGGGCGGCGCACAAUUGGCCCAGCGUCGUCCGGGUUUGGGCUUGGCCGGGGUAAGCCGUCAUUGUAAAUUAGAAUAUGUUCUUAACUGACUUGCCUAGUUAAAUAAAGGUUAAAUAAAAAAUAUAUAAAAAAAACAUGUGGAUGGGCAUGAAUCCCAGUUUGACCACAUAUUGUAUACUGUGUCGAUCAUCGUUCGUGUUCAUUAGGGCAUGCAGCGCAAAAAAAAAAUACAAAUAUAUUUUACAAUGGAAAACUAAAAGGAUCUUUUCUGAUUGGACAAAUCUAGGUAGUCCCUCCCUUAUCCAUUUUUUUUUCUUUUUUUCUUUUUGUUCCUAAUGAACAUGGCCCUGAUCUCUAACCAGAACCACCCGGAUCUCUUAUUGGUCUUAUUGAUCUGAUUGAGUAACUGACAGUCUGCUGCUGCUCCUAUUCCUCAUUUGUUGUUGUGUAGAACACUUGAUAUCUGUCUCUUGUUUAACUAAUAUUGUGUCUCUUUUGUAUCAGUCAGGUCUGUCUUGAUUCUCCCCAGUGAUUUUUAAGCUAAAGGGGCUUGUCUUUAAUCUCGGCACACAACUAAAUGUCCCGCUAGUCGACUUAACAUUUUAAAUGUCUAUCAUGGCAACUUUAAACCAAUCCACCUCCAAGUCUUGUUCAUCUGGAACUUACAGAAUAAAAUAUGGCCGGCAUAACAUAGGAUUUCUACACAAACGGUACAAACAGCAACAAUGCAUGUUCCGUUACAUUUUGAGUAAAGUUUAAGUUAUAACUGAAAAGGUUGUGUAGGUAAUACUUUUUUUUAAAGGAUUUACAUUUCGCUUUUAUUGAGUUGUUGUCGAACCAAAUCCUAUUUGCCAAGCAUGCUACAAGAUGAUUGACAAUGUUUUUCUUCCCUGUUAUUAAAAGUUGCAUUGAGACUCCACAAAUGAUGGCGUCAGUCUACCCAUGUUGCUGCUGUAUCUGGGUUCGCCUGCGCAUUAUAUCAAGUCACUGAGCCAAUUGAUUCCAAUCAAAUUUUGAACGUGUUGUGAAUUUUGUUACAGUGAUGAUGUCAAAUGAUGUACAGUAGGUGGAUGUCGAAUGGUCCCUCUGUUCUCUCAAGUUGCCCAGACGAUGUAAACAGAUCCAGUCACGGUGUGACGGUCAAUUUGACCUUUGUUACAUGUUUAUGUUGAAUGAAAGGAUUUGAUACAGCUCUUUGCACUGUUUUAAGUGUAAUGUGACGCUCGAGCUUGCUUGUGAUUGUUCUCCUGUGAGGAUGUUGGAGAUGACUCACUCAUUGUCUUAUGUGCAGUUUUGCUUUCAAUAAACAAAUCUUGAAAAUGA